AACGCACUCCCAACUCGAGUGAUCUAAGCAAUCAGCGAAGCAACAAUAAUGGGGGAGCGUUCUGUUCGAGCUGAAGUUCCGCCCACUAGUAACGCCAUGAGACUUGCUGACUGCCAGGUCGGAAGGAGCUUCCUGUUGCUGCUUUUACCCUCCCACUUAAGCCCCGACAAUCUUCAUUGCUUGUACAGCAGGUUUCUUGCAAGACGGAAUGGUUGCCGUCGGUACACAUUGGCAACCGAGGAACCAAUAGCUUAUGCGUAUCGUGGAGAUUUUCAAAUGUUCGACAGCUACGCUUAGAAAACCCGAUGAGAGUUGCCAAUUGGAGCCUAGAGAUAGACGACAAUUGCAGAUGCAAAGUGGAACUUUAAACCUGGCUCGGCUUGGUCAAGUGGUAGUUCGUUCCAAAUGGGGGAGGUCACCACUUUUGCUGCUGGUUUUGUGAAGGACAGCGUACUUAAAGGAGAGCUUAUGCUGCUGUCAGGUAACUGUUGGUUAUCGAAUCUACUUCAAUCUAACGUUCUGAUAACGUGGAUCAGAUUCUGAACAGGAUGAACUAUCAAGGCCAUUGCCAGCAGCUUUUUCGGACUUUCCCAUUAAGUCCUGUGGGUUGUCUGCCAGAAGCAUCAUGUCAAGGACAACAGUUAUAAGCAUCUGCCCCAGGAUUUUAGUAUUUGAAAGUUUGCUCUCCAAAACUGAAUGCGAGCACCUGAUUAAGCUAGCAGCACCUCAUAUGCGAAGGUCACUUGUGAGCGGAAGAGCAGUCAGUGAGGUAAGCUUUCCUUAUUCUCACAUGGCUAAUACUUGCUGCUGACUUGGCUUGUUUAUUGCAGAAUCGAACUAGCUGGAGUAUGUUUUGCACGAACGGCCUGGACUUAGACCCUGUGGUUCAGUGUGUUGAGCGAAGGUGCAUCUUCUUUAUGAAGCUUUUGGGCUUACGUGUUGUCCCAGACAAGGAAAAGCUCCAGGUGAGUUGUUGGAGCUUCAUAUAAUUAUUUCGAUUUUGAAACUACACAUCGUCAGCUGCUGCUUCUCCUACAGAUUAUACGAUACAAAGCUGGUGAAGAGUUCAAAGCACAUUUUGACAAUGGUAUGUUCCUCGUCGUUCUUUUUGUCAACGCCUGUUGUUGAUAAUUUCUUUGUCAGACGUGGGAAGUUGCAGCAAACGUGCAGCCACAGUGCUCAUGUAAGUUCAACUUUCUCUCGUCUCUUCUUCCUAGAAACAUGAGCUUACACAGCGACUACCAGGUACCUAUCGGAUGUGGAGAAUGGCGGAGAAACGUACUUUCCAAAAGGGUUUCCUGUGCACCAAGGCAGCGGAUAUGAUGGUAUUAGCUCUAGUGGUCCAGGCAUAUCUAUUGCUCCAAAGAAGGGAAGGGCUAUGGUUUUUUUCAGCCGCCGACCUGAUGGAUCUGAAGACCCUUGCAGUCUUCAUGGUGAGUCUGCAUUUCAAGAUUCCUGGUGCAUAAUGCAAUUUGUUGUGUGUUUGUUUAACUGCAUGGUUUACUGAUUCAGCUGGAGCAAAGGUCCGUCGUGGAGUAAAAUGGGUGGCCUCAAAAUGGAUAUCGAUUCUUUAAUUGAUGGCGUUCAUAUGUAUGAUUGGGUUUGCUCCACUCAUUGGCAAGCAAGGCGUUUGGGGAGAACAUAUUUACAAUUUGUACAACUUAUUUAUUGCUGCUGGAUUCCUAGCAAGCACGGCACAUGGAUGUACACAUGAGUGUCAAACAUGUGUAUCUCUUAUACUUUGCAUAGAUUGUAUAGGGUCAUCUCUUAAAGGGUACAACA
Molecule: messenger RNA, 1782 nt
Organism: Closterium sp. NIES-67
Lineage: Eukaryota; Viridiplantae; Streptophyta; Zygnematophyceae; Desmidiales; Closteriaceae
Source: the annotation of a GenBank genome assembly